Molecule: messenger RNA, 4273 nt
Organism: Pogona vitticeps (central bearded dragon)
Lineage: Eukaryota; Metazoa; Chordata; Lepidosauria; Squamata; Agamidae
Source: RefSeq, a predicted model, not a curated record
AAUGAUGUGAUGGAGAUAAAUAUGGGCCAUUGGUCAGGUCCUUUGGCCCCUGCAUCUAGUCUCCUCUUCCUGCUUGUUCAGCUUUGGGCCACCGUCUGUCAUGGCCUUCAAGGGACAGCACCAUUUGGCUUCCACUUCACACAUUCCCUCUACAAUGCCACUGUGUAUGAAAACUCUGCGGCACGGACUUAUCUGAACAGUCAAAGUAGGAUGGGUAUUACCUUGGCAGACCUUUCCUGGGAUAUCAAAUACAGGAUAGUGUCCGGCGAUGAAGAAGGCUUUUUCAAAGCAGAGGAAGUGGUAAUAGCUGAUUUCUGUUUUCUUAGGAUAAGAACUAAAGGUGGGAAUUCCGCCAUAUUGAAUCGAGAAAUCCAGGACAACUAUUUAUUGGUCAUAAAGGGUUCUGUCCGUGGAGAAGACUUGGAAGCAUGGACUAAAGUUAAUGUGCAAAUUUUAGACAUGAAUGACUUACGGCCUUUAUUUUCACCCACCACAUACUCCGUCACAAUAGCGGAAAGCACUCCUUUAAGGACUAGCAUUGCACAAGUUACAGCCACGGACGCUGAUAUUGGUUCCAAUGGUGAAUUCUAUUAUUAUUUCAAGAAUAAAGUUGACCUUUUCUCUGUCCAUCCAACUAGUGGUGUAAUCUCGCUGAGUGGUCGGCUAAACUAUGAUGAAAAGAACCGGUAUGACCUUGAAGUUCUGGCUGUGGACCGUGGGAUGAAACUCUACGGUAACAACGGAGUAAGCAGCACUGCCAAACUGUAUAUACAUAUUGAGCGCAUAAAUGAACAUGCUCCAACUAUCAGUGUAGUAACUCAUGUUCCCUUCCCUUCGGGUGAGGAACCCACCUAUGCUGUUGUCAAUGUUGAUGACCUAGAUGAAGGUGCCAAUGGUGAGAUUGAAUCUCUUUCUAUUGUUGCUGGAGAUCCCUUUGAACAUUUCCAGUUGGCAAAGGAGGGGAGAUGGAUGAAUGAGUACAAAAUCAAAGAUAAAAGGCCCAUUGAUUGGGACAGUUUUCCAUAUGGGUACAAUCUUACUCUCCAAGCAAAAGACAGAGGGUCUCCUCAGAAGUUUUCAGCUGUGAAACUGGUACAUAUUGCCAGUCCCAAGAGAGAAAGCAGUCCUGCCAAGUUUGAAAAGGAAAUGUAUGAUGUAGCCAUCAGUGAAUUCUCCCCACCGGGAAUUGUUGUUGCCAUAGUCAAGCUAACCUCAGAAACCCAGGGAGAAGAAUAUAAAUUAUUGCCUAGUGAGGAUGCAGACUAUUUUAAGAUUAAUCCCUUGACAGGUCUAAUUACCACUGCACGUCCUUUAAAAAUUGUUGACAAAGAAUUUUAUGAUAUAGAAGUCGUAAACAAAGAAGGGGACUUAAAGACCCGGGUAACAGUCAGGAUAGAGGAUGCCAACGAUCACAUCCCAGAAUUUACACAGCCUUCGUACAGCUCCUAUGUGAAUGAAAGUGUUCCAGUGGGAACUAGUAUUUUAUCAGUUUCUGCCUUUGAUAAGGACCGGGGAGAAAAUGGCUAUAUCACAUACAGCAUUGCUAGCCUGAAUUCGCUCCCGUUUUCCAUCAACCAGUUUACUGGGAUUAUUUGCACUUCUGAAGAAUUAGAUUUUGAGUCUUCCCCUGAGAGCUACAGGUUUAUUGUUAGGGCUUCAGACUGGGGGUCGCCUUACCGCCACGAAAGCGAGGUUAAUGUAACAGUAUACAUAGGCAAUGUAAACGAUAACAAGCCACUGUUUGAAAAGGUGGCAUGUCAGGGAGUGAUUUCAUCCGACUUCCCUGUUGGUGGGCACAUCACAGCUGUAUCUGCUAUUGAUAUAGAUGAGCUGGAGCUUGUAAAAUACAAAAUAAUUUCGGGUAAUGAACUGGGUUUUUUCUAUUUGAAUCCGGAUUCUGGGGUCCUUCAGCUGAAAAAGUCCUUGGUUAGCGCUGGCAUCAAGAACAACAAUUUUGGACUUAGGAUCACAGCAACUGAUGGGGAGAAUUUUGCCGAUGCCAUGUUUGUUAACAUUUCAGUGGUACAUGGAAAAGUGUCUUCCAAGACCUUCAGCUGCAGAGAGACUAGGGUUGCUCAGAGGCUGGCAGAGAAGUUGCUCAAAAAGGCAAAAGCCAAUGUAAAACUAAAUUCAGAAGAUGGCUUCUUGGAUUUCUACUCUGUGAACAGACAGGCCCCGCAUUUUGAUAAAUCAUUUCCUUCCGACGUAUCAGUGAGAGAGGACCUUCCCGUCGGUGCUAGCAUAUUUCGAAUCAAGGCCUAUGAUGCUGACUCUGGUUUUAAUGGGAAGGUGCUCUAUACCAUAUCAGACGGCAAUACAGACAGCUGCUUCAACCUUGAGAUGGAGACCGGUCUGCUUAAAGUCCUUAUGCCCAUGGAUCGUGAGAAAACAGAGCUCUACCUCCUUAACCUCACCAUUUAUGAUUUAGGCAAUCCUCAGAAAGCCGCGUGGAGAUUACUUACCAUAACUGUAGAAGAUGCAAAUGAUAACAGACCCGUGUUUUUGCAAGAUGAUUACUCAGUUAAUAUUUUCGAAAGUACAAGUGUUGGGGUGGAGAUUAUCCAGGUGGAAGCUAGAGACAGAGAUCUAGGGCAAAAUGGGGAAGUGACCUAUUCCAUAUUAACAGACACACAGCAGUUUGCUAUCAAUAGCUCUACUGGAGUAAUAUAUGUAGCUGACCAUUUAGAUAGAGAAUCCAAAGCAAAUUAUACACUAAAAAUAGAGGCAAGAGAUAGAGCGGAGAAUGGGCAUCAACAGUUUUCUGUUGUUCCUCUAAAUAUUGUUUUGGAUGAUGUCAAUGACUGCUCUCCAGCUUUCAUACCACCCAGUUACAGUGUGAAGGUCCUGGAAGAUCUGCCAGUUGGUACUGUCAUCGCUUGGCUUGAAACCCAAGAUCCAGAUCUUGGCCUUGGAGGACAAGUACGUUAUUCUUUGGUGAAUGAUUACAAUGGGAGAUUUGAAAUAGACAAAGCCAGUGGGGCCAUCCGGCUAAGCAAAGAACUUGACUAUGAGAAGCAACAGUUUUACAACCUCACUGUAAGAGCAAAGGAUAAAGGGCGUCCAGUUUCUCUGUCCUCGGUUUCCUUCGUAGAGGUUGAAAUUGUGGAUGUGAACGAAAAUCUCUACACCCCUUAUUUUUCCGACUUUGCGGUCAUUGGAUCUGUAAAGGAAAACUCACGCAUUGGAACAAGCGUUUUACAAGUGGCAGCUAGGGACGAUGAUUCCGGCAGGGAUGGCGAGAUCCAGUAUUCUAUCCGGGAUGGUAGUGGACUUGGUCGGUUUAACAUAGAUGAAGAAACAGGAGUUAUAUAUACAGCUGAUAUCCUGGAUCGAGAGACAACUCAGUCCUAUUGGCUAACUGUGUAUGCAACAGAUCGUGGUGUCGUUCCACUUUAUACCACAAUUGAAGUCUAUGUGGAGGUGGAAGAUGUGAAUGACAAUGCCCCAUUGACUUCUGAGCCCAUUUAUUAUCCAUCUGUUUUGGAAAACUCCCCUAAGGAUGUAUCAGUUAUUCAGAUACAGGCUCAAGAUCCUGAUUCCAGCACUAACGAAAAGUUGACCUACAGGAUUACCAGUGGAAACCCCCAGAAUUUUUUCAUCAUCAAUACCAAAACAGGUCUCAUAACCACAACAUCAAGAAAAUUGGAUCGUGAACAGCAAGCAGAACAUUUCCUUGAGGUGACCGUUACGGACGGUGGCGCCUCUCCCAAGCAGUCCACUGUCUGGCUGGUGGUUCAAGUUCUGGACGAAAACGACAACAAGCCCCAGUUCCCGGAAAAAGUCUACCAGAUCAAAUUGCCGGAACGGGACCGCAAGAAAAGAGGAGAGCCCAUCUACAGAGCAUUUGCGUUCGACAAAGACGAAGGCCCUAACGCAGAGAUUUCUUACAGCAUAGUGGAUGGAAACGAGGACGGGAAGUUUUUUAUUGAUCCAAAGACGGGGAUGGUCUCUUCUAGAAAACAGUUUACCGCUGGGAGCUAUGAUAUCUUGACUAUAAAAGCAGUAGACAAUGGCCGGCCACAGAAGUCUUCAACCGCACGCCUGCACAUUGAAUGGAUUAAGAAACCCCCUCCAUCGCCGGUCCCACUGACUUUCGAUGAACCGUUCUACAACUUUACUGUCAUGGAAAGUGACCGAGUGACCGAAAUCGUUGGCGUGGUCUCUGUGCAACCUGCUAACAUCCCACUGUGGUUUGACAUUGUCGGUGGCAAGCAUGCUCGAGAGAUGUUCUAUAUCCUACAGACAGCUUGUGGGCAGAACUGUUCAACAGAAG